CAAUAACUCUCAUUUUGUUUAUUUUGAUUCUGACUGCAGAAAUGAGCUUACUUUAAUCUCUCGACUAACAUUCAAAUCAGUAUCUUAAUGUAAAUAAUUGUUUUGUUAAAUAAUAAAUUAUUCUUUGUAUAUAUAUAUAAUUAACAUUUACUAGUGAAAUUUAAGAAUCUAUUUAUUUUGUGUUCAAUUAAUGUCAAUUUAUAAUAAGUUUUGAGAUGCGCUCAAUUCCAUGUAUACGAAGUACCUUUUUGAGGAUUUCUUAUUUUUGUACGCCGAAAUAUAACUGUACCCUUUCAUCUUUUCGAUGCAAUGGAACUUUAACAUCCUUUAAUACCAUUAAAGUGAAAAUCUGUACUGAUGAAACUUCAAAAGCUUGCUACAUUAAAAAUAAUCAUAUAAUUAACUCCUUACGAGCUUACUCGAAAAAGAAGAAAUCUAAAAAAGCGGCUCUAGAGGAAGAAGAAAGUGAUAACGAUGAAGAUGAGUCAUUUGAGACUAUGGAAGAUGAUGUUAUUGAGGACAACUAUAACAUCACAAGUAGAACGAUUCCAUCCAUGCGCAUUGAUACAGUGAUUAAAGCUGCAUUGGGUGUGACAAAAAAGAAAGUUGAAAAGGAGUUUUAUGCUAACAACUUGAGAUUGAAUGGAGCGUUAGUUUCGAAAAAAUCUAUAAAUAUAGGUGAAGGAGAUGAAGUGGAUACUGUAAAAGGUCUCAGUCCAGACAAUGAUCGUUUCUUAUUGGUUGAUAGAGUGACUGUCAAGUCUGUUGGGAAAGUAACUGGUACUGGCAACUAUCCUGUUAAAUUUCAAGUCUUCAAAGGUUUGACCAUAGAGAAUUACAAUGAUCCUUGGAUAAAAUCAUCACCUAAUGAUCCUGAUUGAAAAUAAAUAUUAAUUAAUAAUUAUUUUUUUAAGGGUGUUUGUUAAAAAUCCAGUAUAUUUGUUAUGUAUGAAGAAAGAAGUAAUAAAAUAUUUAGUGUUUUUAA
Molecule: messenger RNA, 985 nt
Organism: Parasteatoda tepidariorum (common house spider)
Lineage: Eukaryota; Metazoa; Arthropoda; Arachnida; Araneae; Theridiidae
Product: mitochondrial transcription rescue factor 1
Biological process (GO): regulation of mitochondrial transcription
Cellular component (GO): mitochondrion
Molecular function (GO): RNA binding
Source: RefSeq, a predicted model, not a curated record